UUACAGACCAUAAGCAACUUCACCCUUAAACCGCAAACAGCUCACCACUUUGUCACCGGUGCUUUGGGUUUAAGUGGAUCCACAACUAUUCGACCAACCAAAAAAAACUAAAACCCCCAAAAACAAACAAACAAUAAAACCAAAACCAACAAAAAAACUUUAAAAUCAAGAAAUACAAAUCAAGAGGAAAAACUCAGUAACAAUAUGGGAAAAGAAAUGAUUUGCUUCGUGACUAUUUGGAUAACUUUGGGAAGCAUCCACGCAGCCUUUUCUUCAGAUGUCGAACCCACCGCCAACUCAACUGCUUUUGCAAACAGCACAGUCACCGAUGCGCCUGUGCCAACCACCACUGAAUGGAUGACGGAUUUCACUGACAUCGUGUCCAAGUUCUCCCUGCGCACCGCCGAGCUCCCGGAUGAUGAUAUGUGCUACAUGGUGGCCGGCAGACCAGAAACCAUCACCGAGUGCGCAUUCAACCCAGAAACCCAGACCUUCAUUGUGAUACAUGGCUGGACGGUAACAGGGAUGUUUGAGAGCUGGGUCCCCAAGCUGGUGUCCGCCCUGUAUGAGCGCGUGCCAACUGCAAACGUGAUCGUGGUGGAUUGGCUGACCCGCGCCAACCAGCACUACCCCACCUCCGCAGCCUACACCAAGCUGGUUGGCCGAGACGUGGCCAAGUUCGUUACCUGGCUGCAGAAAGAGCUGCAGUUGCCCUGGGAGAGGAUUCAUCUUUUGGGAUACAGUCUGGGAGCACAUGUGGCCGGCAUUGCUGGAGACCUCACUGACCAUAAGAUCAGCAGGAUCACAGGUCUGGAUCCCGCCGGUCCCACCUUUGAGCACGCAGACGAGCAGAGCACUCUGUCCCGAGGCGAUGCCCAGUUUGUGGACGUCCUGCACACCAACACCAGAGGCUCUCCAGACCGCAGCAUUGGCAUCCAGAGGCCAGUGGGCCACAUUGACAUUUACCCUAACGGAGGAACCUUCCAGCCGGGUUGUGACAUCCAGAAUACCUUGCUGGGGAUUGCAUCAGAAGGGAUCAAGGGCCUCCAAAAUAUGGAUCAGCUUAUCAAAUGCUCCCAUGAGCGCUCCAUCCACUUGUUCAUCGACUCGCUGCUGAACACCCAGCAGCAGAGCAUGGCCUACCGCUGCAACUCCAAGGACACCUUCAACAAGGGAAUGUGCCUGAGCUGCAGGAAGAACCGAUGCAACAAGCUUGGCUACAACAUCAACAAGGUCCGGACGGCCCGCAGUGCCAGGAUGUACCUCAAGACUCGGGAUAUGAUGCCUUACAAAGUUUUCCAUUACCAAGUGAAGGCACACUUCUUCAGCAAGGACAAACAGAGCUUCAGUGAGCAGCCAAUCAAGAUUUCACUGUACGGAACCCACGGAGAGAAGGAGGACAUCCCGCUUGUCCUGCCCUCCCUUGAUAGCAACAGCACCUCGUCCUUCCUGAUCACCACCGACGUGGACAUCGGUGACCUGAUGAUCGUCAAGAUUCGCUGGGAGAAGGACACACUUUUCAGCUGGUCCGACCUUUGGGGCAGCAGCAAGUUUCACCUCCGAAAGCUCCGCAUCAAAUGUGGCGAGACUCAGUCCAAGGUGAUCUUUAACGCAAAGGAAGGAGAGUUUGCUUACCUUGUUAGGGGAGGGGAAAAUGCAGUCUUUGUCAAGUCAAAAGAAGACACACUGAGCCGUAAAGAAAGACAGAUGCACAGACUCAAGACGCAGGGUAGUCUCUUUGGUCAGAACGAGGCUUGAAGAAAACUUGAAAUUACUCACCGGAAUCAUCAUCCAUCUCUAGCAGCGCAGCCAAAGAUGGACAGCACACAGAAACACUGGGGAACCAUUUGCAGACACCUAGACACUUAGUGAAAGCUCCCGUCUUCCUACUUCUGCCCUGAAACCAGCCCAACCUCAUCCACAGUUUAUGAAAUCAGUCUUCUUCUGACUUCAUGUGUCUCUCUUCAAAUUCUGCUGCUGCUGCAAAAAA
Molecule: messenger RNA, 1990 nt
Organism: Poecilia latipinna (sailfin molly)
Lineage: Eukaryota; Metazoa; Chordata; Actinopteri; Cyprinodontiformes; Poeciliidae
Gene: lpla
Product: lipoprotein lipase a
Exons: 10
Coding region: 205-1758 (517 amino acids)
Biological process (GO): very-low-density lipoprotein particle remodeling; lipid catabolic process
Molecular function (GO): apolipoprotein binding; lipoprotein lipase activity
Source: RefSeq, a predicted model, not a curated record